Messenger RNA from Trematosphaeria pertusa, 1297 nucleotides. RefSeq lists its product as uncharacterized. The record is from RefSeq and is a predicted model, not a curated record. Bases 303 to 1214 code for a protein of 303 amino acids. NCBI's taxonomy places the organism in Eukaryota, Fungi, Ascomycota, Dothideomycetes, Pleosporales, Trematosphaeriaceae. The transcript has a single exon.
GUUGCUUCUUCAGAAGGAUCGGGGCGGCGUAGACGCGCCGGACCGUCCCAUAUUAUAGUUCUGCAGCGUCACGGCAGCAGAGGCAGUGGGCUUACGGCGAAUAAGGUACGGCAUUGCGGGCGGGACCGUGCUAUGGGCUGUCUAUAGAGCUGGCUCUGUUACGACGCAGCGAGGCAUUUGCUGUGAUUGCUCAGCAGUACCAGCUGCGCACCCGGGUGUCCGAGCGGAGGAGGCAUUUGGACUGCGAGUGGAGUGCCUGUUUGAAAGUAGAUCCGCUUUCGGCGACCUGCGGAUCGCUGGGGAUGGGUCGAAGGACACAUAGUACAGGGUGUACUCGACUAAGGUGCUUGCGCGUAAGAAAAGGUGAGGUGACGACAGAAACGUCUGACAGGGUUCAGGCGGUCGCGGAGGGCGGUGGAGGAGGAAGCGGAUGGGGGCAGCAGCUCGCCUCGGCGCUAGCUGCACCAAGCUUACCGGACUGCUCGCAGGGCGGGCUGAUCUGCGGCUACGGUUCCACGUUGGCCGCAAAUGCGGUGCGUGGGAUGGUGGCAUGCACUGUUGUUGUGUCUUGCACUCGGGCCCAGUGGGGUGAGGCUCCACGCAUCCGCUGUCUGGGGUCCCUGCACGCGACUCUUCCAUGGCAUGCCUUUAGCACGGCCGUUAAUUCCUCCUCUCCAGCCCGCAUCCGCUCAACGGUCUUGAUCGCCGCCCUCUCCAUCACCUUCUCUCUUCCUGAAACGCCCUCUCGGCGAGCGCCUGCUGCGUCGGCCGGCCAGCGCUGCCCCGUCCCGCGUCCCGCUCGGGAGCACACAGGAGGCAUCCGCAAACCCGCCGGUUGCGCAAUUAUAGAUGCCGUGCCGAGUCGGACGGGCCCGGCUGCGCAACAUGACAUGCUUGUCUAUGCGCCGCUCGCGGAUUUUAGAAGUCCAUCCACCUUGAAUUUGCCGGGCUCGCCGGGGGCCUGUCCUACGGCCUCACUCGUGCGCGGAGGCAUCAACAUCGACUGCUUGGGGCUGCUUAAUGUUUGGGAUAGAUAUAGCCGACCACGGUCGAUUGGGGAAAUUCAAUAUGGGCCUCGUGGUCGGCGGCCUGUAGAUGGACCCUGUCGGUGCAAGGGCGCAAGAGGAAAUUCCGGCGUGCGGUCCGCUCAGGGCUACGCUGAUAUCAUGUAUACUCGUAUAGAUACCCAGUCGCUCGGUUCCUGCACGGCAUGAGUCGUCCGCUGCGCUGAGCGCCACUCAAGUGCCGACAAGAGAUGAGAGGAACGCGGAAGAGUCUGGUAACGAGUGUCCAUCCA